AUGUCUAUGAUCAUUGCUCAAACUCCUAAAACAUACUUUGGUUCUGAAAUUCAAAAAUCAUUAGGUUCUCUUCCUGGAUUACAAAGGGCAAAUCUUCCCGGUCAUAAUUAUACUCGUCCAGUCGGAGAUCGAGUUCGUAUUUUCAAAUAUAAAAGCAAAUUCGAAAAAGGCUACGUCGGAUUUUGGACCAACGAAAUAUUUAUCGUAGAUAAUGUAAACACCACAUUACCUCCAACAUAUGAAUUAAUCGAUCAAGACAAAGAACAAAUCACAGUAAAUAAAGAACAUUUAAAAGAAAGAAUAGGCGAUGUGAAAAGAUACUUCAAACGACAAAUAAAUAAUAAAGAUUUUAUUGAUGAUACUAAAUUACAACAAGAAGUAACAAGUUUAAAACGUUUUAUUGAAGAACAAUUACUUAAUGUAGUAGAUUAA
Messenger RNA from Lottia gigantea (owl limpet), 432 nucleotides. RefSeq lists its product as hypothetical. The record is from RefSeq and is a predicted model, not a curated record. Bases 1 to 432 code for a protein of 143 amino acids. The transcript has 3 exons. NCBI's taxonomy places the organism in Eukaryota, Metazoa, Mollusca, Gastropoda, Lottiidae.